Corylus avellana is the source of this 1506-nucleotide messenger RNA. The record is from RefSeq and is a predicted model, not a curated record. Lineage: Eukaryota; Viridiplantae; Streptophyta; Magnoliopsida; Fagales; Betulaceae.
AUGUCUUUGAAUCUAGUGUUCGAGGUUAGGUAUGGCGGUAGAUUCAACAGAAGUUGUGGUUGCAAUUACGUGGGGGGAGAAGUUGCUGUUCAUGGUGAAGGGUAUGAUCCUAACAACUUGUCUUUUUUUGAGCUUGAAGAUAUUUGUAAAGACUACGGGUACAAGCCAGGGGAUCUAAUAUACUUCAGAGAACCUGAUAAGACGUUAAUGGGGGGUUUGCAUUUAAUCAGCUCUGAUGCCGACGUAUUGUUCAUGGUUGGCUGCCAUAAAGGGCAAUAUAUUGUGCAUUUGUAUGCCGUGUGUUUUGGGGAGGGUCAGGGUGAUGUUCAGGAUUACGAAGGAGAAAAUGACGAUGAAGAGGAGGGAAGGGUUGAUUACAAUGACCCUUGGUGGAAAGGCAAACUCAGUGAUGAUGAAGAUUUAUUUAAUGUAGAUCUUGACGAAGGCGAUACUGGAACUGGAGCAACCAGAGCAGGAACUAGUGAAGCUGGAACCGUUGGUGAUGGUGAUGGUGGUUAUGACAAUGAGGGUGAGGAGGAAGAAACAGGUGAUGAAGAAGAUGGGAACCAUGGUGAGGCCCGCAGAACUGAUGCUUCUAUUAGGUCCGAAAGUGGGCGUAAGAAAAAUAAAAAAUUUGAAGAAGUAGAUGAUGAUGACACAAACUCUGAAUUGGCUAGAAGUGACAUAUUGGAGUCACCACCCCAUAGUGAUGAGGAAGCUGAAGGGACAUCUACAAAAACACCCGAAUUUCAGCGAAUGGACCUAGUUAACCCAGUGCUGCAUCUCUACAUAACUUUCCCAGACAUACAAACAUUUAGAGAAGCUGUUAAAGAGUACAAUCUUUUGAGGGGCAAGAAAAUUAGGUUCAAAAAGAAUGAAAGAAGAAAGUCUAUUGUUGUGUGUAGGGAUGACAAGUGUCGGUACCGAGUAUAUGCAAGGCAGGUUUCUGAUGAACAAACAUUUCAGAUAAGAUCUAUGCAGCCUAAACAUGUGUGUGGUAGGCAAUACAAGAACUCCAUUGUGAACUCAACUUGGAUAUCGAACAAGUUGAUUGAGAAGUUCCGAAUUCAGCCGAAUAUGCCCUUGAAUGUCAUACAACAUGAAGUGAAGGAAAAGUGGAAAGUGGAUGUGAGUCCAAGUAUGAUGUACAGGGCUAGGGCUAAGGCAUGUCAAAAAAUAUACGGGAAGCUUGAAGAUCAAUAUGGUCACCUGUGGGAUUAUUGCGAGACAUUGAGACAAACGAAUAGGGGAAGUUGUAUGAUGAUAAAGGUUGACAGGCCAAACCCAAAUGUGCUUCCAAAGUUUGGAAGAUUGUAUUUUUCUCUUGCUGCAAUGAAGAAGGGGUUUCUGGAUGGUUGUAGGCCUGUCAUAGGGGUGGAUGGAUGCUUCCUAAAAGGGCCAUUCAAGGGACAAUUGUUGGCUGCAGUUGGAAGGGAUGGGAAUAAUAACAUGUACCUAAUCGCAUUUGCUGUUGUCGAAGCUGAGACCAAGGACUCUUGGACAUGA